AUAUGACCGCUGUGAACUGAAGAGAUUCACAGACGGUUCAAGGAAUUCAGGCGCUACUUCAGCUUCGCGUCCCAAGCGCGCGUCCAGCGGAACGCAACGCACGUCACGUCACCAACAGCGCGUAAACUUACAGUAGGUUGUGUGGUGUGUGUGACUAUAUGUGACACGAACGGGGUGAUUUUGAAUCUCAUGAAGCAGAGCCUGCGGUGAUUUUCCUUCACAGACCGGAGCGCUGCAUUGUUGAAUCGUUUGGUUUUCUCGGAGUUCAUAAACGGGUUUACAUCAACGGUAAAGGAGAUUUGUCGCGCGCAAUAGUUUGACAUGAGUGGUUGACCAGCUCUUCAGUGAGAAAUUUAAAGUCUUGAGGACUUCAUGAAGGCAGAACGCACUUUUCAUCGGAGUGCACGAGGGCUUUAGCGUUCAUCUUCUUCACGCAUUGCUGGGCCACGGUCCGGUCCAUCGCAGAACUUCAGUGGACUGAGCGCGCACCGGGGAAACGGAUCUCGCGCCUUUAACACAAAAAGAAUACGCUUUUAAGGGGAAGUUACUACAAUACACAUAAAGAAAAUCCAGAUUAACCAUAACUAAAGGAACGCGUUAUGUGUUAUAUGUGCCUGAUGCUUCAAACCGGCGAUGUUUUGUCAGAUUAAACUGACGAUCGAUCUGGAUUUGUGUCUAGUGUAAAGGACGCCACUGGAAUUGCGCUUCAUGCAUCCACACACUCACGGAUUUACAGUGUAAAUUAAAGUCUCUGGACACACAAUCCUUGUCGUGUGGAUUAAAGAGAAAGAGAGACACGCGUGGGAAUCGAGACACCUGAGUCGGAUACCUGUAACUUUUCCCUCUCAAAGGCUGCCUUCAUCUCGGAAGAGAUUUCGCUUUUGGUCGCUGUCUGUUUUAACUGGUUUGGUUUUCAGUGAUGUACGCUUUAGAGAAAGUUCACGAGGCUCACCAUCAAACGUGGGCAUUUGCGACUGGACUGUAGACGCUGGUCGGGAGAUAUCCGUUAUUUAUCGUCGCAAACGGGAUUUAUUCUGGGAAACUACGAUGUCCGUUACGCGGUGCUGGUUGGAGACUCUGUUGCUUUAUAUAUUAAUUUCAGAAGUUGCUGGUAAAGUUUCCCCUACCAGUUCGGAUGCCCUGUUCAGUGUCCCUGUUCCCAGUGCCACCUCCAGCCCACCAGAAAUUUACCUCCCUGCCAACUUUAAACUCUCCAACACACAGCUGGCCUUCUUUUUACAAGAGACCAGAGUUCAGGCGUAUGGAAGUCCACGCGGUCACCCUCUUCAGCGCUCUGAAAGCUUUGUUGUGUUCCAGACCAAGGAGCUACCUGCUAUUAACAUCUCCCUUGGACCUUUCACCCAAGACCAGACGGUGUCCAAGGACUUACUGCAGCCGACGAGUCCUUUGGACAUUCCUGGACGGCUGACGGUCAAUUGGAAAGUCCGGGCCUUUAUUGUACAGUCUAGAGUAUUCGCCAGCAACCCUUUGGUUCAGGUUCUGUUUUAUAUCGCAGGGCGAGACUGGGACGACUUCAGGAUCCAGGACAAGCUGCCGUGUGUACGGCUGCAUGCUUUCAGAGAUGUUCGGGAGAUCAAGACAUCUUGCAGGCUUCAAGGGAAUCUGGCACAGUGCUUGGCACAACUGGAGCUCCCUUCUACGUGGUUUAAUGUUAACGUUGCACCUCUGGGUCGCAGAAAGUCCUCAGGAACGGAUGGGCUUGAGUUGAGUGGGGAGACCCUUCAAGUGGAGCUAUACUAUACCCUUCAUGACCCAGACAGCAACGAUGAGUGCGGGGAGACUUACCCUCGUCGAGGAGGGGCGUCCAGAGGGGAAGGCUCAUCCCAGCAACCCCUUCUCCGGAUUGGCAGCAUCAGUCUGUACCAGCCCAGCCAGGAACAACUGGUGGUAGACAAACAGCUUGACAAGAACAUCUUCCUUAGGUUGCCGGAGAGGCCGUUAAAGCCAGGAGAGAUCCUCAGUAUCUUCCUGUACCUAGUCCCAAAUUCUACUGUGGAGCAGUUUUCACUCAAGGUGAAAGCAAAGAAAGGUGUAAACCUUCUGAGCACCAAAUCCAAGAGUAACCAGUGGAGGGUGGAGUGGGAUGUGCAGUCUGGAGCCAAACACUCCAUUGCCACCGUGGAGGUCAGCAAGAUCAAAGGAGUCCUUGGGGACAUGGCUGCCAGCAUUGAAAUCAUGCAGCUGGACUUUGAGAUGGAGAACUUUACCAGCCAAUCAGUCACCAGAAGAAUCAACUGGAACAUUGAUUACCGGGGGCAGAAUCCGGUCUCGGAUGCAGAGAAGGUGGUAACGGAAUUGACGGUCGUGCAGAAGGACAUCCAAGCCAUCAUUCCACUUUCAAUGGACACUGAGAUCAUCAACACAGCGGUUCUUACUGGCCGAACCGUGGCUAUCCCGGUCAAGGUGGUUUCCAUAGAGAUGAACGGAGCAGUCACCGACGUCUCAUCCUUUGUGCAGUGCAAGUCAUUCAACGAGGAAAUUGUCAAGGUGUCCAUGAAUUGCGACUAUGUGUUCGUAAACGGGAAAGAGACUCGAGGAUCCAUGAACGCCAGAGUGAUUUUCAGCUACGAGCAUCUCAGUGCACCUCUUGAGCUUACUGUAUGGGUACCUAAACUGCCUCUUAAAGUGGAGCUCUCGGACAACAGGCUGAGCUUUAUCAAGGGCUGGAGGGUGCCCAUCCUCCCCGACCGCAGAACGGCACGAGACAGCGAUGACGAUGACGAAGAUGACCGCAAAGUAAGCCGCGGAUGUACGCUACAGUACCAGAGGGCCCAGGUUAAGGUUCUGACCCAGUUCCACACUACUUCUACUGAGGGCACAAACCAGAUGAUCACUAUGCUGGGCCCUGACUGGCAAGUGGAUGUGACCGAGCUGGUCCAGGACUCUCUGAAGGUGGUGGAUGCCAGAGUGGCUGAGCUAGUGGACCGGACGGUGCUGGUGGCUAAUGAAUUGGGAUCAUCCACUCUUAAGGUUGAAUCCCCGCUUGCAGUGGAGGCGGUACUGGGUGAAACCCAGUUCUCUGUGGUGGAUGAGAAAGUGUCCAUACUGGAACUACGCGUUCAUGCCAUCUCUGGACUGGCACUUAAUCUGCAACCAAGCCCUGGCAACAGCCAUACCAUGGUUGCCAAGGCAACAGGCAUACAGACACUCUCCACUCCUAAGCAGGAGGCCAGUUUGUCCAUCUGGGUUUACUACAGUGACAACACUGCCGCCCCCCUGAGCAUGUAUGACCCUAAAGACUACAACCUCAAUGCCUCCACAGCAGAUGACAAGGUGGUUAGCGUAUCCCAACAACCUCAGCAGCGUUGGCCGGUCAUUGUUGCAGAAGGUGAAGGCUCGGGAGACAUAGUGCAUGUGGAGAUGACCAUCUGCGAAACCUGCCAGAAGACGAAACGCAAGAGCGUCAUCGCUUCGUCCCCGGUGUUCGUAAAAGUUCGCUACGGAACAGACGAAGACUCAGAGGAGGAUGUGGAGAUAGAGACUCAAAUAGACACCAGAAUGCCUCUCAACACGAGAAAACCUGCUAUCGAUCCCAACAUAGGUGGUGAGGGAUACGAGCCAUCUAAUGAGCAGCCGGCAAGUGUGCCAAUCGAUUACACCAACUUUCCUACGGUCAGGAAUCAAGAAGAACCGACCGAAGAAGACGAAGAAGAAGACGAUGAGUUUGUGCACAGUCCCCGUAGCAUGACCGAUCUGGAGAUCGGCAUGUAUGCUCUCCUGGGUGUAUUUUGUCUUGCCAUACUGGUCUUUCUCAUAAACUGCAUUGUGUUUGUGCUGAAGUAUCGCCAUAAGCGCAUCCCCCCCGAGGGACAAGCCAACAUGGACCAUUCCCACCACUGGGUGUUCCUGGGUAACGGAGAACCAUUGCGCGCUGAGAGCGAUCUCUCACCUCAGACGGUGGAGAGUCCCAGCAACACCUUGGAAGGGGUACAGACUUGUUGUCAUGGGGACCACCACAGCAGCGGCAGCUCCCAGACAAGCGUACAAAGCCAAGUCCACGGCCGAGGAGACGGCAGUUCCGGCGGUUCCACAAAAGACCACGGAGAAGACCCCAACUCGCCGACAUCCAAACGCAAGCGCGUCAAGUUUACCACUUUUACCCAUCCCGCAGAAGAUUUACCAUACAACUCCAUCCCGAUUGCCAACGAGGAGGACAUUCAGUGGGUAUGCCAAGACAUGGGCUUCCAGGACCCAGAGGAACUGCACGACUACAUGCGCAGGAUAAAGGAAAUAGCCUGAUUGGGCUACGUGCUUUCUAAAGACAUUCCUUUCUAUUUUUCUCUCUUAAUUUUCACUCUAGAGAAGGUAACUUUCACAGGAAAAACGACCAUGGCCGCCUGGUGUCCAGUUUUGUUGGGGUUUUCUGCACAGUGCUGUUUCCCUUGUUGACAAAAUGUUCACAACGCUGUCUGGAAAGCCAAAGACAAGUCUAGGGGAUUUGUAAAUCUCUAGUAAAUGUGGCUUUAGCAGCGAAUACAAUUGCUGCUGGGUAGAAGGGUGACUGUACAAUCUUUUGGGGAAACACAGAUUUUUGUUCAUGAGCACUGAUAUCAAAAUGGAUUCCUGAAGAACUCAAUCAUACUUGUUGUGAGGAUAAUUUGGGUCACCCUGCUGUGGGACAGGAUCUUUCUCAGAGUCUUGGCACUGUGUUCAUUUUUCUUCUCCUUUUUUUCCAAUUCAACAGAUUCUUCUCCGACAAAGAGGCCUUUUGAAGUGCAGAUUCAAAUUUUAUCCCUGAUUUGUGUUUUGAGAUGGAUAAUGUUCAUUCCACUGUUAAUAAACCUGAUACUUGGCCACAGAAACAUUCAUGAACAUUUAUAAGAAACCAUGCCAUGGAUUCCUUCUGUCAGUUUUGGAAAAGCUAAAUGGUUUUAAAGCUCCCACUUCAUCUUGCUUCAACACAUGCCUUGGUUGUUGAAUUAGUUCUUCAUAGUGUAUGUAUUUAAUUCUCAUGCUAUCUGGAUGCCGUUCACUGUCUUGUUUAGGUCAAAUGCCUUAUUAAACAUAUUUUAGUAAUCACAACUUCUCUCUGUUCUCACACUAAAUUGGUAAGGGUCCAAACUGGAGUCACUCUACAAUCUGUUACUAAAUAAAUUGAGGUGGGAAGCAGAAGCUUGUACAUUUUGGAGUUAGAUAUCUCCUCUCCAACAUUCCCCUGCAUGAACGGAGACUUGGAGGCACAAUUAACCCUAUUUCAUUUCUUUAUUUUUCCUGCAUAUAUGUUUGCAUUGUGAGAAUUAUCUAAUCAUACAUACAUAAAAAUAGUAUACGACAUAUCAUGUUACCAUGCAUCACAUGCAUGUGCCAGACCUUCCCUGAUGUACUUCCCUUCCUGUGUACAUACAGACUGCUCAAGCUUAACUUUCAAUGACUCAGUUAGCCUGUGGAAGUCUCUUUUUAAUGACCUCACCCACCCGAGCGGUUACGGAGUAAAGAUCUCUUGUAAGGACAAAAUGCUAUGCAAACACACUGGAGGGGUCGAUCAUUGUGGUUACAUAAAUUUGCCCCGGUUAGCGCUAUAGCACCAGUUACUUUCAUUAAUAUACCAAGAAAUAUCUCAAGACUAGUAAAAACAAAUGGUUUUGGGAUUAGUUUAGUUUUAAUUUCGGCUAUGUUUGUUAAAAACAAUGCUCUGUAGCACAGUAGAUGAGUAAAGUCCAAAAAUUUUAACAUUACUAGUGUAGAAAUGGUUAAGCUGGUAAUGGGUAAUGUUUUUAUUUGGUAGGGCACAAUCAAUGUAUAUGUGUAUUGCUGCUAACCUUUCACAGGUUAGUUUCAGGGUGAGUCCCUCCAGUUUGUUCAGGACGUCUGAAUUCACACACUGUAUUUAAAUAGGUAUUUUCCCACUGUGCUUAUUUUGAACUUUUUUUUUCGAAUGGACUUGUUUAUUUGUUUUUUUAUAAUAUUAAUUUUAUUGAACUUUAACCCCUGAUUUAAUAGGGGCCCUUUGCACUCGAAAUGUGAGUCACAAAGAACUAAACACAAACGCACCUCCAUUCCUCCAUGAUUUGUAGCCCCCUUCACUUUUUCGCAAAGGAUCCUAAUGUGACUUGGAUUUUGAUUGAACUGUUGGUUAAAAUGUCAGUUUGAUCCACAUUUUCCGAAACGGUGGCUCAGAUCUGAAUGUAAACUUUUCAAUUGUAUCUUGACGAUUAUGUAUUAUUAAGGUCCUCUAAUGUGGUACAAUGGCUCUACUGCAGAUCUCUGGUAGCAGCUCGUGAUAUUUUUUUAUUUCUAAAAUUAUUUUCCCAUGAAAUAUUUUUCAUUUGUAAGUACCAGGACAUUCAAGUCUCAUAUUGUUUUCUACUUUCAUCCAAUGAUACUGUAUGUACUGUAUCUAUGUAUAUUGCAAUAUACGUGCUUUCAUUUGACGUUUUUCGAAGAGGAGCUGCUACUAGGCCUUUGCCUUGACCACAUGCUGUGUUGUGGUGUAGAGAUUUGAGCUGUACUUUAUGACCUGCUGAAGCACGGUACUAUCGGCCAUGUGCUGCCACACCCUUAAUGUACAGAGCACUGUUACAAAUACCUGUAUCAUCCUGAAAAAAUAAUGAACUGUUGUAUUUCCCCCUUAUAUGUAAGUACUAAAGAAAAUACAAUGCAUUAACUUGG
Molecule: messenger RNA, 6630 nt
Organism: Misgurnus anguillicaudatus (oriental weatherfish)
Lineage: Eukaryota; Metazoa; Chordata; Actinopteri; Cypriniformes; Cobitidae
Gene: tmem132e
Product: transmembrane protein 132E
Source: RefSeq, a predicted model, not a curated record